UCAAAAACAAACCUGAAAAAAAAAAAAAAACCCAGACGGAUGAAGCAGGUAUGAAAAGAAAAAUGAACUCGCUGGACGUCGAUUCCUCAGCACAUCCAGUGAUGACCCGCUCUAGAUUUCCAUCGGGCGACAACGACGGCACCUCCACGUCUCAGGCCGACACGUGGCAAGCGUCUUCCAAACUCAGGCAGCACGUAAUGGACCUGCUCAGCACAAAAGUGUCUCCUGUUGUGCUCCAGUCCUACAAGAACAAACUGGAGAUCCUCAGUAAGAGCUCCUUCUACAUCCAAAUGACCUGUCAGGAUCCUCCUCAGCCCGGUGAGAGCUACGUCUCCAACUCGGCCCUUCUGCACUUCAUCGACCCGUUUCGGUAUCAGCGCAUGAAGAGGUUUGGAAAAAGCCACGUCGAGGUCCAGCUGGCACUGCUCGAGGAGCUUUACGACGAGCUCGGCAGGGUCCGAGAUGAACUGGAGGCCUUCUUGGAUGGUAAAGAUCCUCUGAUUGAGGAAGCUGCUGUUCAGGAUAAGAUAACCAGCCUUCUUCAAGCUGCUUCAGACUUUGAGUCUGUGAUAAUUCCAGGGCAGCUGGAUCUCAAACAUCAGCUGAUCUCAGCCACAGAAGGUCACAAAGUGCCACAUAUUAAAACAGCGCUGAGCGUCAAGCUGCCAGUCGUUUUUAACAAAACUCUGACUAAAGUUUACUCGGAUUCUGUGGUUCUUCACUGGUACAUAGAAGGACAGCAGCAGCACGAACCAGGAGAACAAUUCGAGCUUAAAUACAAACUCUUGCAGUCAGUGAACCAAGAGGAGGUGACGCAGGGGUCCACGACAAUCUGCACAAGCUACUGUUUAAAAAUCACCCACUUGAUGCCUAAACGACGUUACGAGUUCACCAUAAAGAGAGUCGAUUAUGAUGAUUUGGUUUGUGCCCUCUGGACUGAAUCCAUCAUCCUCAGUACUGACUGACAGACCAGCUAAAGAUCAAAGCCAAGAUGAAGACUACAGUAUGAUCAAUUAUUUUAGCCACAUAAUUUAAACUUUAAAGAACAAUAAAGUCAUCUCGAUCUGA
Molecule: messenger RNA, 1068 nt
Organism: Trichomycterus rosablanca
Lineage: Eukaryota; Metazoa; Chordata; Actinopteri; Siluriformes; Trichomycteridae
Product: fibronectin type III domain-containing protein 11-like
Exons: 2
Coding region: 51-965 (304 amino acids)
Molecular function (GO): protein binding
Source: RefSeq, a predicted model, not a curated record